UCAUUCCAUGAGGACAUGAUAAGUUCAAUUCAAGCAUAUCAAAUUAACCCUCAUUCUUGCAUUUUCUGGUUAAUUCUCUCCAAUCCUAUUCAAUGUGUUAACACAUAAUACUGCCGAUGAGUACAUGAUUGGGGAAUUCCUUUUUAAUAGCUUUGCUGCCUUCUAACCAAUAUUUGGCUGAUUUCUCACUGAUUAAUUCAAUGUUAGCAUAUCCUGGGUCCUAUUUAAGUGGAUCAGUAGUGCUUUUGUAUAUUCUUGGAGACACAUUGGUGAUAGCAUCUUUAUCCAAAACAAAAGUCUUCACAACUGCAAAGCCCCAUCCUUCCUAAAAUGCUCUUUUUAUCAUAGGAUAUGAAGUGGUAGGUGGUGCUGAAGCCAAACCAAAAGGAUUAGGGAAGUUAACUCCAAGGAUAUUAAUACUAAGAUCUAUGUUGUCAAUUUCUGUGGUGUAAGAUGGUAGAUGA
This is a messenger RNA of Paramecium octaurelia, 464 nucleotides long. The record is from the annotation of a GenBank genome assembly. NCBI's taxonomy places the organism in Eukaryota, Ciliophora, Oligohymenophorea, Peniculida, Parameciidae.